Messenger RNA from Centruroides sculpturatus (bark scorpion), 3604 nucleotides. Its product is annotated as endoplasmic reticulum aminopeptidase 1-like. Gene Ontology annotation, cellular component: cytoplasm. The record is from RefSeq and is a predicted model, not a curated record. Gene Ontology annotation, biological process: proteolysis; peptide catabolic process. Gene Ontology annotation, molecular function: metalloaminopeptidase activity; zinc ion binding; peptide binding. Lineage: Eukaryota; Metazoa; Arthropoda; Arachnida; Scorpiones; Buthidae. The transcript is spliced from 21 exons.
GCGUGACUAAAUUAUCUAGGUUCUUUCCUUCUCAGUUUUCCUUUUCUCGUUCAAAAGGAUACCGAGAUGAAUAAAAGAGAGAACGGUGAAAACGACGUUCUUUCGAACACCAAAAAUACUAAAGAUGCCGAAACGGGGAGAUGCGAAAGAAUAUUAACGAAAAAAUGGAAAUUGAUUUCCAAGUUUUGUAUAUUUCUUUUGGUGUUAGCGGUCGUUCUGUUAAUUGUGGGAGUGGUGUACGUCUCCAUCGGACUGUUGGCCAAAAAAAAGACUCGAGAUUUUCGACUUCCGAAAUCGAUCGUACCUACGCAUUAUACUUUGGAAAUUCAACCUUUUCUCGUUCCGAAAGUUUUGAAAUUUAGAGGAAGUGUAGAAAUCAAUUUUCAUUGUAAAGAGAGAACAGACGAAGUAGUUCUUCACGCUAAAGACUUAUCUAUAGAUCAUGGGAGCGUUAGAAUUUGGAACGAAAAAGGGAAGGACGUGGAAAUAUUCAAAAUCGAUUACGAACCUGUCGUAGAUUUGGUCAUUUUGAAGUUGUCCGAUAAAUUGUCCGUGGAUAAUUAUAUUCUAUUUAUGAGCUUUGACGGAAAUAUGGACAAGUCUUCCGGUAGCACGGGUUUCUACAGUUAUAUCUACAAAGACGAAGAUAACAAUACGUACUAUGCUGCAGCCACUCAGUUCGAACCGAUUCAUGCACGAGAAACCUUUCCUUGUUUCGACGAACCCGAAUUGAAAGCAACUUUUGACAUUACCGUAGUCAGAUGGAGAAACAUGACUUCCAUUUCUAAUAUGCCAAAGGUAGAAACCGAAUCAAGAGGAAGACAUUGGGAAGCCGACAUAUUCGAUACGACGAUGAAAAUGUCCACUUAUCUGGUGGCGUUUGUUGUAGGAGACUUUAAAUCGAAGAAAAGCGGAAAGAUAUCAUUAUGGGCUGCUCCCAAAAAUAUUGAAUACGUAGAUUAUGCAUUGGAAGUUGCCGAAAAAGUGUUAACAUACUAUGAAGUUCUCCUUGGAAUACCUUACGAUGUUCCAAAAUUAGAUAUCGUGUCAGUCGAAGAACUUAUGUCGAGAGGAAUGGAAAAUUGGGGUUUGAUUAUUUGCAGACAAAAUAUUUUGUAUAACGAAGAAAAGGAUUAUUUUGAUAAAAAAGAAGACGUCGCAAGAAUUAUAAUACACGAAAUAGCUCACCAGUGGUUUGGAAAUUUAGUGACCAUGAAGUGGUGGAAUGACAUCUGGUUGAACGAAGGAACUACGAAGUUUAUGGAAGAAAUCACUUAUGCAAAACUACACGUUGUUCUCAAUGCGACGAAUGAAGAUGUUUAUCCAUUUUCGUACGAAAACUAUUUAUAUAUAAACACUCCGGUGUCGAAAAAUAUCAACUCUCUCGAAGAAAUCAAAGAUGUGUUCGAUUUUUCCACGUAUUUCAUGGGUGCUUCGAUAAUGCGAAUGGCACGGUUUGUACUAGGAGAUGAAGUCUUCUGGAAAGCAUUAAUUAAUUAUUUGAAGGAGAAUGCCUAUGGCAGUGUAGAAGAGUCGACGCUAUGGAAAUAUUUUACCGACGCUCAGUCUCCCAUGGAUCGAUCCAAAUUGAAUAUUUCGAAAAUAUUUACAUCGUGGACUCAUUUGACUGGUUAUCCAAUUCUUUUUGUGGAAAGAGACUAUGAGAAACGUUCUGCAAAUAUCUCGCAAAUUGCUUUUGAAGAAGAAAUACGAGGAAUGAAAAAUCAUACCUGGCCAAUUCCGAUAACUUAUACAACAGCAAAAGAACUCGAUUGGAGACCGAAAAUUAAGAUGUGGACGUAUAAAAAACAGGAAAUAAUGACAAAUAUAACCGGGAAUCGUGACGAUUGGAUUAUUGUUAACGGAGAAAACAUAGUCUAUUACGUAGUUAAUUACGACGAAACAAAUUGGAAUUUACUGGCGAAACAACUACGAGAAAAUCAUUCGGUGAUUCCGGUUACUCAUCGUAAAAAAGUUUUAACGGACGCUUCAAGUUUGUUUACAAAAAAUUUGACGACACUGAAUACGCUGUUGGAUCUAUAUUUGUAUUUUCCAUUCGAAGACGAAUAUUAUGUGACAUUGAAUUCAGAAUUUAUGAUUAUGUUAAUGAAAACAAGUGAGCUGAUACAACUAACUCCGGACGAAAUUAUGUGGGACAAUUACAUCAUUUAUUUGUUUGAACCGCUAUAUAAAAGGUUUGGUUGGGAGUACGGAGAUAAAAACGAAAUUUCUUAUAACAGGGAAAUUCGCGAUCUAUCCAUAUCCUUUUUAUGCCGAAGGAGAUACAUGCCUUGUGUGAAUACCGCUAUCGCUAAAUUUAAAAAUUGGAACGAAACAAAAAAUGAAACCGGUUUAAGUACCAACAUCAAACAUUCGAUUAUGUGUACUGGAAUCGAAUAUGGAACCGCGGAAGAAUGGAACGAGGUGUUUAAUUCUUAUUUGAAAAACGAAGAUUUUUUAACCACUAUUUCUUUAGCUUGCAGCAGAAACAGGACAUUAAUAACAAAAUUGCUUGAAGAACUUUUGAAGAAGCCUAAAGUAAGACAAUUUUCUAUUAUACUGAGAUCAGUCCUUCGUAACCCGCAUAUGUGGUUAGAAGUUUUCCAUUUCUUCAAUAUUCAUUUUAAAGAAUUGGCAGAAGACGACGCUUCGUACUUCGAAUUUACUCGUAAUUUGUUCCAAGAGACUAAGACAUCAAUUUUACGUUUUAAAUAAUUUAUUUUAUUGCAGGUAAUAGCGACCGGAAGACAGUACAUGAAAGUAUUAGGUAAAGAAAAAGCAAAACAAUAUCAGAUUCUACUAGAUAUAGAUGAACAAAUGAAUAAGAAAAACGAAUGGAUGAAGAAUUCGGUUCAUAAAUGGUUGCAGAGUAAACAAUGGAAAAAAGUCAGAAGAACGUGAGGAUCGAUAUUUGAAUUUACUGUUUUGCCAAUAUUGUCAAGAAGACAUAAUUCGGUCUUCCAAAGAGAUUAAAUAUGAUAUCGUUGAUAUACAAUAAUGAAGAAUAUGAUAAUUCGCUGUAAAAAAUAAUCCGCAUCCAAGAUCUUGAGCAUGAAGAAAUGAUUAUUUAAAUUGCCUCGUCAAAAACGAAUUUUGUUGUCAAUACAAUAUCUGCUAUUUCAGUUAUUUAUAUAAGAUAUUUUUCGAUUAGACUUUUGCUCGUUGCGAAUUUUGCUAAAUUCCAAAAGAAUUAUAUUGAAAUCAUGUACGUUUCAUUCAUUUCAUUCACUUUCUUUUUAUUAUUUAUUUGUACGUUGCAUUCUAAGGGCACGUCCACAAAUUCGCUGUUCGCCGAAUGCCCAAAAUUUCUUUUUGCCAAAGUAUUUGCGAAGUGUUUGUCAUCUGACGAACACACACUAACACAUUUAUGGUUAUUUGCCGAGCAUCGGUUCGUUACGGGAAUGGCGAAUGUUCAUCCUGGAUCUAAAAAAUGGACAAUUCUCAAAGAAUAAUUUGUGCCACUGCUUUUAGAGUUAAGAGUAGUUCAUGCUUUUAAUGAGGGGAAAAACAAAAGAAGAGAAUAGUGGAUGGUAUCGCUUCAUCAAUGCAGAAAAAUUUAAACGUAAAACUGAAAGGAAUUUUUAAAAAAUAGUAUUGCUAGAAA